This is a messenger RNA of Pundamilia nyererei, 4144 nucleotides long. RefSeq names its product ring finger and SPRY domain containing 1 (gene rspry1). The transcript is spliced from 15 exons. Gene Ontology annotation, cellular component: cytoplasm. Bases 627 to 2405 code for a protein of 592 amino acids. NCBI's taxonomy places the organism in Eukaryota, Metazoa, Chordata, Actinopteri, Cichliformes, Cichlidae. The record is from RefSeq and is a predicted model, not a curated record. Gene Ontology annotation, molecular function: ubiquitin-protein transferase activity; protein binding.
UCCUCCAGUCUCGCCUUCGCAUCCACAGCUGACGAUGACCAACCUUUUAGCUGGCAGCGCUACGGAACUUAGCGACCAGCUAGCGCUCCUUAGUAGCGUCGUUUAAAAUGUGUACGCUAUGACCGUGUUGCUGUUUUACUUCAGCGAAGGUGUGUUACGGCGGAAUAUAGACGGGUGGUGUAAAUGUGUCCUGAUACCCGAGUACCACGCUCAGCUUGUUGUUCCUCUCGUUACCUAACUUGUGUAGUCCGACGGGAGAAUCGGAGGAGGGUCCAGCUAUCGAAGCUAACAGCUCGGAGGCUAGCUCAUACACAACGCAGCUACCUUGUUAGCCUUCUGGUUUGUUAACUACUUUGGUCUGGCUCGACUGCGCUUUGAAUGGUGUUUGUUUUACAAGAUAGCACCCGAUCCAUCCAGUCCUGGAUGAGAGGUUGACUGAAGCCUUUGGUUGCCUGUGAUGUUCCGAGCUUUCCUGGCUGCAUCACCAGACCUUUUCUGGUUCAUUUUAGUAGCCAUUUAUCACUAGUCCCACACAAGUCUCUGCUUGGCAACAGUAUGGUCUUUUGCACUGGCCCCACCCAGCCCACAGGGACAAGAACCCCCCAAAACCAAGCUCUCCAAAUGAUAUGAUAGUAGCCACCUGGAUUACUUUCUGUGCCUGCAGGAGCCUUGUACAGGUUCUGCUCUUCCUCUCUUCCUCAAAGUCCCUUCAUCCAUUCUGGGAAACACUUGCCAGUUUGGUCUCCAACUCUGGAACCAUGGGUAAUAGCUGUGUAUGUCGAGAAGAUAGUGACUUAGAGGACCAACAUCAUGGUUCAUCGAGAGCAACCCGAGGACAAGCUAGGCGGGUGGAUCACAGUGCAGGUGUGGGUGCUGACGCCGCAGAGGCUCGGAGCAGUCGGCCCAGGGACCCGGUCAGGCCACCUCGUCGAGGUCGAGGGCCUCAUGAGCCGAGACGGAAAAAGCAGAAUGUAGAUGGCCUGGUGCUGGACACGCUGGCUGUCAUCAGGACACUUGUAGACAAUGAUCAAGAGCCUCCUUACUCCAUGAUCACGCUGCAUGAGAUGGCAGAGACGGAUGACGGCUGGCUGGAGGUUGUCCAGUCUCUGAUACGAGUGAUUCCACUGGAUGAUCCACUAGGCCCUGCAGUGAUCACACUUCUCCUGGAUGAGUGUCCUCUACCCACCAAGGAUGCUCUCCAGAAACUCUCGGACAUGUUGAGUCUGAGUUCAGCCGUUGCACAACAAGACGCUCUAAACCCCGCUAAACACAGAAACACCACUGCGGUCCUGGGAUGCCUGGCAGAGAAGCUAGCCGGAUUGCCCAGUAUUGGGUUGUUGAGCCCUGGAACCCUUGAAUACCUUCUAGAGAGCCUGAGCUCCGAGGCCCACCCCACUGUCAUGCUGUUUGCUCUCAUCGCUUUGGAGAAGUUCUCUCAGACAAGCGAGAACAAGCUGACUGUGUCCGAGUCUUCGAUCAGCGAUCGUCUGGCUGUUCUGGAGUCUUGGGCAGAACAUCCUGACUAUCUAAAGAGGCAGGUUGGAUUUUGUGCACAGUGGAGCCUUGACAACUUGUUCCUAAAGGACGGUCGUCAGUUCACUUACGAAAAAGUCAACCUCACGAAUAUCAACGCCAUGCUGAACAGCAACGAUGUUAGCGAGUACCUCAAGAUCUCCCCGACUGGACUCGAGGCGCGAUGUGAUGCCUCAUCCUUUGAGAGCGUGCGCUGUACAUUCUGUGUGGAUUCGGGCGUUUGGUACUACGAGGUGACGGUUAUCACAUCGGGGGUGAUGCAGAUCGGAUGGGCCACCAAGGACAGCAAGUUCCUAAACCAUGAAGGUUAUGGAAUAGGAGAUGAUGAAUACUCGUGUGCGUACGAUGGCUGCAGGCAGCUAAUCUGGUACAACGCUCGCAGUAAACCUCAUGCUCACCCCUGCUGGAAGGAGGGAGAUGCCAUCGGCUUCCUGUUGGAUCUCAGCAAAAAGCAGAUGAUCUUUUACCUGAACGGACAUCAGCUCCCGCCAGAGAAACAGGUGUUCUCAUCUGCCACGUCUGGCUUCUUCGCGGCAGCCAGCUUCAUGUCGUACCAGCAGUGUGAGUUUAACUUCGGGGCCAAGCCUUUCCGUCACCCACCUUCUGUCAAGUUCAGCACCUUCAAUGACUUUGCUUCACUGCUGCCCAGUGAAAAGAUCAUCCUGCCCAGACACCGGCGUCUGGCCUUAAUGAGGCAGGUUAGCAUCCGAGACAACUGCUGCACGCUGUGUUGUGACGUCAUGGCCGACACAGAGCUGCGGCCCUGUGGACAUGGUGGUAUGUGUAUGGAGUGUGCCUUACAGUUAGAGACGUGCCCCCUCUGCCGCCACGACAUCCAGACCCGCGUCAGACUCAUUGCACACGUCUCCUGACACACUUCCUGCGCUCGCUCCAGUAAACGGAGGCACACAAGCCCUUUAGCUUCCUCCUCCUCCUCUAAUCCCCUCUUACCCCACAGGGCUGCGAGGACGUUGCCACAGUGUGGCGAUGAUGGCAGAACGCUGAAUUCUGGUCAGACGAGAUGGUGGCAAUGGAGGGGUGGAUAGAUGAAAGAAAGGAGAUGAGAGGAGGGGCAAAAAACCGACAGCUGGAACCCCCAGGAGCUUUUCCUCGUCUAUCUACAUCUCCUCUUUUAUAUCCUUCUGACAACUCGCUGCAGAAGCUGGGCCAAGAAAACUUUCUACUUUUUUUUUUUCCAAAUAAAAGCGCAGAGACCGUGUAACUCGGCUACAGACAGAACCGAGUUCUUAUCUCCAGGCCCGUGUAAAGCUAUUUAAAAACAAAGAACCUUUCCAUCACGAGGACCCCACUUGUGCUUUCAGUCCUGAGGCUGCUACUAUUUAACCCCAUCGCCGUCAUGCACACGUCUGCAGACGUGACGGGGCUUGGUCACAGAGGAAAACGCAGCCUGUAGUACAGUAUUAAACCGAAGGUACAAACUUGAAAUGUGUCUUACUUUCUUUUUUUGCUUACAGAUGCGUGAGUGAUUGUGUUCUCACUGUAGCAUUUUCAUUUUCUCCAACACUCAAACCCUGGGCAGCUUUCCCGUCUGUACUGAUCGAUCACCCAGUAGGAGGUUUUUCAUUCUAUUGUUGGCUAAAAUCUCAGAUUCUACUCUGUCUAAUUGACUUUAAUCGCUUGAGUUCAAUUUUCUGAUUAAGUUUACAAAGCAAAUCACAAAAGAAAGUAAAUGGCAGAAAUAACGUGUUUCUGUCUGAAUAAGAACUGAUUGAUUUGACCCUCCUUUUUGUGCUUUACUCGUUUAUAAAGCAACCACAGAAUGUGGGGAUUAAAAUUUACAUUAAAGUCACAUACAAGUGAUCGCAAUUAGGUUUCUUCCUCCCGGUUAUAAAUGCACAUUUUAAAGAACCAGUGUAAGGGAAGUGUGUACUCGCACCACCACACACUGUAAAACUUGAUUAGUGCCAACAGUUGGGGAACAGGGGUCGAGCUUGUCUGAGAGGCUGUUUGAUUUUUGGUUUGUGAUGACAAACCUGACACUUUUCAGUCCACAAAAAGAGUUUUUAGUUGGUCACUUAAAAUGAGGCUGAACGCUGAUGUUGGCUCACGAGCUGAGCGGUGAAUUGCAGGAGGAAAUGUGGAUUGAUCGUUCACGUGCUGCACGUCACAGCGCUGCUGGUGAUCUUGUGUUAAAAGCAGUUUGUCAGAAGUGCUCAGGCUGAGUAAGAACGCGGGUUCUGUACAACUCCUGCUCCCUUUUCUUCAUCUUCCCUCUUCUCGUCUUUUGCCUUGUGUUUGUCUUUCUGUCCAUCCUCUACUUGAAGCAUCUCUGGGUUGACUGAAUUAUGUUUGUAUUUUGGAAACAGGUGACAAAAUUAAUCGUACGUUAAAUCAUAAUUCAGUAAAAUUGUAUUGUACAAUUUUAAAACGCCCAAUGGCAUUUCAAAUGACAGCAAUUUUACAUUUAUCCUGUUCUUAUAGUUUCUGAAGGAGUUGAUGCUUCAUGCUGCAUGAACAAAAUCAGUAAAAUCAUUCACACGAUACUAGAACGGUUUAUGACAACAGCAGAAUCUCUCGGUAUGACAAAAGACCGGUAUGGUCGUUGUUUGCUAUGUUGUAGUUUCCUGGAGCACCUUAUCCAUGGAGGUGU